Molecule: messenger RNA, 2383 nt
Organism: Rana temporaria (common frog)
Lineage: Eukaryota; Metazoa; Chordata; Amphibia; Anura; Ranidae
Gene: LRWD1
Product: leucine rich repeats and WD repeat domain containing 1
Exons: 16
Coding region: 107-2305 (732 amino acids)
Biological process (GO): chromatin organization; establishment of protein localization to chromatin
Cellular component (GO): nuclear origin of replication recognition complex
Molecular function (GO): chromatin binding; protein binding
Source: RefSeq, a predicted model, not a curated record
GAUCGCAGUACGGAGGAGGCUGAUCAUUGUACGGGGAGGACACAGAGGAGGAGGCUGAUCGCAGAUUGUACAGUGGAGGACCCGGAAAACCUGGCAGGCAAGCACAAUGACCAAAUUAACAACAGACACCCUAUUGAAGAAAGGUCUUCCAAAAUCCAGCCAAUUGAAGAAUUUAAAGACACUCAACUUGUCUAAAAUGCAGCUGGAGACGAAAGAUGUUGAUCCACAUCUCUUUUCACAAAUGAUAAAUCUUGAAGAACUGGACAUCUCCAACAACAGUCUAUCUGAAGUCCCAGAAAAGAUCAGCCUUCCUAAACUAAGGGUGCUGAAUUUUAUUGACAAUCAGGUUGAGGAUGUAACCAGUCUGCAACAGUUUCCUAAUCUGGAGGAGGUCAUGUAUGAAGAAAACCUAUAUCUUACUGUCAGCGAUAAUUACAAGGUGUUCUGUCUUCUACCUAAACUGCGACGAUUGAAUAAUAAAGAUAUAACAUCUCUGGCUAAUCAUGUCCGGUUUGUCAACCACAGAGAAUUAACCUCCAGGGUCAAAACCUACUGGGAGAAGAGCUACAAGGACAAGUUGCCUGAUAAGCCCACCCCAGCCAUGAUUAAAUCUGUCAGUAAGGAGUUUCUGAAGACAGUGGUAAAUCAUGUGAAGUAUGGUCCCAACUCUCUCAAAGACUUUACCAAGUGGAAAGUGAAUAUAAUUGCAGAAGAAUUAAUUUCUUCAUUGUUGUGUAAUAAGAAAAAGGAUGCAGAGCCACAACCUGAACCAGUAUCUUCAAAUGAUGAUAAUACAGAGAUUCUGAUAACUCCUGGUAAGAAAAGGCGUACUGGUGAAUUAGACCUUGCAUUAGGAACUCCUACAAAGCACCUCCGGACAAAUGAUGUGCUCUCACUUGCUUUAACACCUACAAGGUCAUCCUCUAAACUUCAGGAAAGCCCACACAGAUCUUCACCAUCCAGAAAUAAACCAAAUUUUCCACUUUCUCCAUUUAAGAAUAAAUCAAACGUUACACCCGUUAAGGAACCUGCUAAGCGUGGCAUGUCAACACCUCAAAAAAUCAAUCUAAGGAGCACACCAUCACAAAAAGAACCCGAUGAGAAGAGAUCAGUAGACCAUGGGAGACAGAAGAGGGAACUAAAAAAAAAAGGAUUUGAUGUGGAGCCACUUCAUUUUCUCCAGUGUCACAGUAAAAAUAACAAUAGCGAUGAUUUCCGCACCCAGCUGUGGUCCUGUGCUUUUGAGCCUGCUCUGGAUUCUUCGUCAAGUAAAGUUAUCGCAACAUGUGGUGGCGAGUCAGUUUGUGUUAUCGACUGUGAGACUGGAAAGGUUCUAAAGAAGUACAAGUUUCCUGGAGAGGAAUUCUUUGCACUGGCCUGGACGACUCUAACAAUGAUAAGCAACGAGGGACAGAAGAGGAAAGUCAAUGUCUUGGCAGCUGGUGGAAGAUAUGGAGUAGUCCGACUGAUGCAUCCCAAAGUUAACAUGUGCUAUGGAGAAAUAAAAGCUCAUAAAAAAGCCAUCUCAAUCAUGUGUUUCAGCCCAGCGCAUGACACGUUUCUCUUCACUGGAUCCUAUGACAAGAGAAUCAUAUUAUGGGAUAUAGGGGUUCCAGACUAUGAGUACAACUUUAGAGCAAGCCAGUUGCUGACACUGGACACUCCAUCCGCUCCUCUGCGGCUCUGCCUGGUACCUUCCGCUGUGGAUCAAUACUUGCUGGCAGGUUGUGAUGAUGGGUGCUAUGUGUGGGACAUAACGCUGAAUAAUCAAAAAGGAAGAUGUUCUUAUCAUGCAGAGUUCAGUUUUCCGAUAUACAAGAAAAAAUCCGAUGACAAUGAUUAUCGCACUAUAGAUGGACUGGCGUUUCUGAAUGAUGAUCUAAUUGCUUCUAAGAGUGCCAUGCAAGGAUCCAUAUACAUUUGGAGCUGGAAGAAGUCUUUCAAUAAACAGCGCUCUAAGAGCUCCAAGAAAAUGGAGGCAGCUGUACUAGCAGAGCUGAAGUGGUCACAGACUGAACUACCAUACCUCACACUCACAACCUCUUCAGGACUCUGCCUAUUCUGUGGUGAUGAGUCUGGGAAAGUGUGGAUUUAUGAUCUUGAAUCCUGUCGAGCUGAGUUACAGAAGGGAGUCUCAGGCGGUGCUCUGAAAGAACCCACAAAGGUUAUUGACUGGCCAGCUCCCGCUUCAAAAAAAGGCCAAAUGGAAGAGACUGUGAUCAACAAUGUGAUUGUAAACCCAGCAAAUGAAUAUUUAGUUGCCUUAACUGACAAAAAUGUUAUUGGUAUCUGGAAAAUCUUAUAAUAGAGAUGGACCCUUCUCUGGGAUUACAAAAACUGUAAUUUUUGUAGGUAAUUUUUAUGUAAAAAAAAAAAAAAAAAA